AUGCCAUUAUGGUUAGCAGCUUUUGAGGCAUGGGCAGUCGCACGACUCCUAAGAAGUCCUACCUUUCAUAGUGCAGUUCGCAACAUCCACAAGAGAGUCCACGAAGCUCGUCAUGGCAAGGACCCCUCCGAAAUGGGUGGUACCAAUAUCGAUGACCCGGAGAAAUCAAGUCGAUUUUUUAAAUACUUCAAGGACGAACUCAAAGAACAAUUCUGGGGCAGACCACCACCUCGAAAAUAA
Molecule: messenger RNA, 240 nt
Organism: Sclerotinia sclerotiorum 1980 UF-70
Lineage: Eukaryota; Fungi; Ascomycota; Leotiomycetes; Helotiales; Sclerotiniaceae
Exons: 3
Coding region: 1-240 (79 amino acids)
Source: RefSeq, a predicted model, not a curated record